UUUUAAUUUCCUCUUUUUCUUAAUCAGUUUGUUUUGGGGGACAACCCCCAUUACUUCUCCUGCAAUAAAAGACAAAAUUCUUUGAUGAAUAUGAGAGAGAGAGAGGUGGAAACUAGAAAGAGAUUUGCUUUUGCUUACUCCUGUCACUGUGUGAGUGUGUGUGAGGUUUUUGUAUGGGGUUAUAACGUUACCAAAAUUUCUUUCUUCAGUUUGUUGUGUCCCAUUUUACUACUUCUUUACAUUACAGUACUGAGCCAAAAGCAAAAGGAUUAAAAAAAAAAAAAAUUGGCAAAAGGGUUUUUGAGCUUUGAAGAGAGUGAGUGUGGAAAAAAGGAACUCUAAAUUAAAAAGGGCUUACUUUUUAAAGGUUUUAAGAACUUACACACAAAAAUAAAAAGCUCCUUACAACAAACAUGUUUGAUGGUGUUCCAGCUGACCAAUUCCAUCAAUUCUUAGCUGCUGCUGCUUCUUCAAGAACUUCACUUCCUAUCCCUCUUUCUUUUUCUCCUCUUCAUCAUCAUCAUCAUCAUCAACAUCUUCAACAACAUCAUGGGGUUUCUGUUCCAGUUCCGGUUCCGAUUCAAAUUCCGAUUCCGCCGUCUUCAGUGUCUGCACCGCCACCACCGCCGGCACCGGUGAUUACUACUCCGGCUCCAACUCCAGGGCCGACGGCGGGUUUUCUGGGCUGUUUUGAUCUGUACCCAUCUCAUCAAAUACUUGAGGUAGUACAACAGCCGCCGCAACACCACCACCAUAGUGGGCUCCAUCCGGGCCAAUUGCACCACCGCCCGUCACCGUCGCCGCCCGCCGACAGCGGCAAUAAUGGUAACCGUGAGGAAAGAAAUACGGAGAGUUUGGAAGGAGAAGAAGAGGAUCGGCGGCGGCGAUCAAUCCCACCACCACCAGCGGCGGCGGCGGCUGAUGCUGAUGAGAUUCCAUGGUCAAAUGAUGAAGUUCUUACACUGCUGAGAAUCAGAUCUGGGAUGGAGAAUUGGUUUCCAGAAUUCACUUGGGAACAUGUUUCAAGGAAGCUUGAGGAGCAUGGUUAUCAAAGGAGAGCUGAGAAAUGCAAGGAGAAAUUUGAGGAAGAAAGCAGGCAUUUCAACAGCAUGAGUUACAACAAGAACUACAGAUUCUUCAGUGAUCUUGAUGAGCUUUACAAUGAAGAUGAUGAUCAAGAUCAACAAAGUAAUCAUCCACAGCCGCAAGUUUCAAAUGGAAAGGACCAAGAUUUGGAAAGAGAAAAAGAUCAUCAUCAUCAUCAACAACAACAUGAAGAAGAAGAUGCACAAGAAGAAGACAAGAUGGACCUAAGUCAUCAGCAACUAGAAGCUGAUCAGGAAACAGAAAAUGCAGUCACUUCUUCCGACCCUUCUCGUCAAGAAGGGAAUCAUCCAGCUAAUUCCUUGGUGAAGGAAACAACCCAAAGUAGUACUGGUAACAACAAGAAGAGGAAAAGGAGAUACAAGUUGGAAAUGUUCAAGGGUUUUUGUGAAACUGUUGUGAAGAGGAUUGUUGCUCAGCAAGAAGACUUACACAAUAAGCUCAUUGAUGAUAUGCUGAAAAGGGAUGAGGAAUGCAUUGCAAGAGAGGAAGCAUGGAAGUGUCAAGAAACGGAGAGAUUCAACAAGGAAAUCCAGGUGAGAGCUCAAGAACAAGUCAUUGCAGGUGACAGGCAAGCCAAAAUAAUUGAUCUUUUGAAGAAGUUCACCACCAUUAGUACUGGUACUGCUCAUCACGAACAAGAUCAAAACUUGAUGAGGAAAAUUGAAGAUUUCUUCAAGGUAAGAAAUAAUGCUUCAAGUAGUUCCACUUCUGUUACCACUUCAUCAUCUGAAAUAUUUCCUCAGAUUCAUCAUCAUAACCCUACUACUACUACUACUACUACUACCAAUCUUCUGCCUAUAGCUACUUCAUCUAGUGAAACAACCCCAUCACCCAAAAACCCACAAGCAACCUCUUCUACAUCUGUCUUAGCCUUAACUUCCAAAAGCCCUAAUGAAAACUCCCUUACAUUAGUCCCCCUGAACAAGAACUUCUCUUCAACCACCCGAAAAUCAUCCCAAAAGUCGACGGAGAAAGGACAGAAAGACACCGGAAAAAGAUGGCCGAGGGAUGAAGUGCAGGCAUUGAUAAACCUCAAAUGCAGCCAAACCAACAACAGCAAUAUUGGUACCACCACCGCUGAUCAUGACAGGGAACCAAAAGGUCCAUUAUGGGAGAGAAUAUCACAAGGGAUGCUAGAACUGGGGUACAGAAGAAGCGCAAAAAGGUGCAAAGAGAAAUGGGAAAACAUCAACAAGUAUUUCAGGAAGACGAAAGACAGCAACAAGAAGAGGUCAGUUGAGUCAAGGACUUGUCCUUAUUUUCAUCAGUUGAGUACGUUGUACAGCCAACAACAACAACAACCAGGAACAACAGCAACAUCAACACUUGGUAAUAAUAAUGUUGUAGCCCCUAGUUCUUCAGAUGAUCAUGUGCUGGACAAGGAAAACUGCCCCAAUUCGCCCCACAAAAAGCUAUCAAAUUAAAAGUAGAUUUUUAGCAAAAUUUUCCACCUACCUAUCUAGUUACAGUAGUAAAAAGUACUUUAGAGUUUGCAUUUUGUAAUAUUAUUUUAAUUUAUCUAGAGUUUCUUUUGGUAUAAUAUUACGCCCUCCCUCGUUGUUGUUGUGAAGCAGACUUUCCGAUUAAUAACUCGAAUUCGAUAAUCUGGAGGUUAUGAUUUUGCUUGUUUUGGAUAUUGAAGUAGUAGUGAUGGUGUUUUCAAACAUUUUGAAAUAGUUGUCUCGGGAAUAUCUUUACUUUUUAUUUACUAAACUUAAUUUUCAGGAAGUUGUAGGAAAUUAUAUUACAAUACAUAUGUACUACCAAAUUUCAUGCGUCACUCUCA
Messenger RNA from Oldenlandia corymbosa var. corymbosa, 2893 nucleotides. The record is from the annotation of a GenBank genome assembly. Lineage: Eukaryota; Viridiplantae; Streptophyta; Magnoliopsida; Gentianales; Rubiaceae.